ACCCGGAGGUAGAAAAGGCCUCGCGAUGCCGUCACCGCCGGAGCUCCUCCGGCUCCUCCUUGCGCUAGUUCUUGUCACAGCCGGCAAUGCGGCGGCGGCGGUGGAGCUGCCAGAGUUCCGGGAGGCCCCGGCCUUCCGUAACGGCCGGGGGUGCGGCGGCGCCGCUGCCCCCACCAUCCACAUCGCCAUGACCCUCGACGCUACCUACCUCCGGGGCUCCCUCGCCGGCGUGCACUCCGUCCUCCAGCACGCCUCCUGCCCGGAGAACGUCGUCUUUCACUUCCUCGCCACCGCACCUCGCCGCCUCCGCCGCGCCGUGGUCGCCGCCUUCCCGGGCCUCCCCUUCCACAUCUACCGCUUCGACGCCGCCCUCGUCCGCGGCAAGAUCUCGACCUCCGUUCGCCGCGCCCUCGACCAGCCCCUCAACUACGCCCGCAUCUACCUCGCCGACCUCCUCCCCCGCACCGUCCGCCGCGUCAUCUACUUCGACUCCGACCUCGUCGUCGUCGACGACGUCGCCCGCCUCUGGGCCAUCGACCUCGGUCCCCACGUCCUCGGCGCCCCCGAGUACUGCCACGCCAACUUCACCUCCUACUUCACCGACCGCUUCUGGUCCGACCCCUCCUACCCUCUCACCUUCUUUGGCCGCCGCCGCCAUCCGUGCUACUUCAACACCGGCGUCAUGGUCAUGGAUCUCGAGAGGUGGCGCGCCGGCGACUACACCAAGAAGCUCGAGUCCUGGAUGGAGAUCCAGAAGAAAGAAGCCCGGAUCUACGAGCUGGGGUCGCUGCCGCCGUUCCUCCUGGUGUUCGCCGGCGAGGUCAAGGGGGUGGAGCACCGGUGGAACCAGCACGGCCUCGGCGGCGACAACGUGGAGGGGCUGUGCCGAGACCUCCAUCCGGGCCCUGUGAGCCUCCUCCACUGGAGCGGCAAAGGAAAGCCCUGGCUCCGCCUUGACGCCCGCCGGUCGUGCCCCCUCGACAGCCUCUGGGCGCCGUACGACCUUCUCCGCCGCAAGGGCCGGGACCUCCUCGCCGAAGGCUGACCGGCCGGCGAUCGCCGCCGCAGAUCUCCCGUUUCUUUGGUGGGAUCACUACUCUUUUCUUUCCUUCUUUUUUUUUCACUCUACUACGGCGAGGAAAUGGACGGAUCGGCCAAUGACCGGGUGAGACUGCCAAUUGGAAAGGGGGAAAAAGGUGACGAUCGGGGAGACAGCUGGCAGACAAAAGCGACGCGCUGGAAUCCGCGUCCGGAUUUCUUCAGAAAUAUUUAAAAAAAAUGGAUGGUUUCUUUUAGAAACAGGAUUUAGAUGAUUUUGGGUCGACGUAUAAUGAUGCGAGGAUGAUGUACAUUUUGGCCUCGUGGAUUAAAAGACGGAAGGGGUGGUAAUUUAUACAGAAAUGGAUGUUGUGAGCGGAAUAUAUAGUCAUAGACAGGGUGGGAGGAAAUUAUUUGAUGGUAUAUAAAUGGGGUUUAGGAUUAAAAUGUGAGAUAAAAUUUGUUAUUUUAUUCUUCCACAUGACAGCUGGUGGAAAAAUUGGGAGUGUUCUGUUGUUAAUUUUGUUGUCUCCCUGCUCAAACGGAUGAACUCGGUUCAUGAUGGAUUUUUAUUUGCUUAUCUA
This is a messenger RNA of Elaeis guineensis (African oil palm), 1622 nucleotides long. RefSeq names its product probable galacturonosyltransferase-like 3. Gene Ontology annotation, molecular function: glycosyltransferase activity. The record is from RefSeq and is a predicted model, not a curated record. Gene Ontology annotation, cellular component: Golgi apparatus. Lineage: Eukaryota; Viridiplantae; Streptophyta; Magnoliopsida; Arecales; Arecaceae.